AUGGCGCGCCCGUCUCUGUUUGUGCAGCGCGGCCGUAAUGAAAACACGGACGAGGAGAUAAAUUCGCACGGGCGUCGCUCGACAAGCGCUCCGCUCGGCCCUCAGCCUGACCCCCCCCCCCGCCUCAGCCACGGCUCUCUCCGGGACACGCUGGGGGGGUCCUGGCGUUCACCCCCAACCCCUGACAACCCCAGCAUCCUCCAGCACUUCCUGUCCGAGAGCACAGGCCAUCCCGCGGAGCUGCAGUUACUGAUCGAAGUGGAGGGAGAGCAGCUGGUCCUGGCUGUAGAGAAAAAUGAGGGGCUGUUUGCAAGUCAUUACACCGAAACGCACUAUCUGGAGGAUGGAAGCGCAGUCACCGCCACUCAGAAUUUUACGGUAAACUGCUACUACCACGGCGAGGUGCAAGGGCACCCGCAUUCCGACGUUAGCCUCAGCACCUGCGCUGGUCUCAGGGGAUUCAUCGCACUUGAAAGCAAAGCCUUUGUCCUGGAGCCGGCCUUCGAUCCAGACAACGGGACUCACUUGAUUUACAGAGGGGAAAGCCUCCACCUCUCCUCAGGCACUUGUGGCCAUGGACACAACAUAUCAGCGGCCUUCCCAGACAGCACAGGAAGUGCAUUCCCAUCCUUCAGCACCAGGCACAAAAGACACGCCCAGAAGAGCACGAAGUACGUGGAACUGAUCAUCGUAGCAGACAACAGAGAGUUUCAGAAGCAAGGGAAAGACGUGGAGAGGGUGAAGCAGCGGCUGGCAGAAAUCGCCAACUAUGUGGACAAGUUCUACAGAGCUCUGAACAUCCGCGUGGCCCUGGUGGGCCUGGAGGUGUGGAGCGAUGUGGACAAGUGCUCCAUCACUCAGGACCCCUUCACCACCCUGCAUGAGUUCCUGGACUGGAGGAAACUCAAGCUACUGCCCCAGAGGCCCCAUGACAAUGCCCAGCUGGUCAGCGGAGUCUACUUCCAGGGCACUACCAUCGGCAUGGCGCCCAUUAUGAGCAUGUGCACAGCGGAACAGUCCGGGGGCAUCGUCAUGGACCAUUCUGAUAACCCACUGGGGGCAGCGGUGACCCUGGCUCACGAGCUGGGACACAACUUCGGAAUGAACCACGACACGCCGGAGAGGGGGUGCGGCUGCCGGAUGACAGUAGACCGGGGAGGCUGCAUCAUGACCCCUUCCACCGGGUACCCCUUCCCCACAGUGUUCAGCAGCUGCAGCAAGAAGGACCUGGCCGCCAGUCUGGAGAAGGGCGUGGGCAUGUGCCUCUUCAACGUUCCCGAAAUCAAGGUGCUCUACGGGGGGCAGAAGUGCGGCAACGGCUACGUGGAGGAGGGCGAGGAAUGUGACUGCGGCGAGCUGGAGGAGUGCAUGAACCCCUGCUGCAACGCCACCACCUGCACUCUGAAGGGCGAUGCCGUCUGCGCACAUGGACAGUGCUGCGAAGACUGCAAGCUAAAGCCUGCGGGCACACCCUGCAGAGAGUCCAGUAACUCCUGUGACCUGCCCGAAUUCUGCACUGGCUCCAACCCUCACUGCCCCGCCAACGUCUACCUGCACGAUGGGCACGCCUGCCACAAUGUGGAUGGCUACUGCUACAACGGCAUCUGCCAGACCCACGAGCAACAGUGUAUUACACUGUGGGGCCAGGGAGCAAAACCAGCCCCUGGGAUUUGCUUUGAGAGGGUAAAUUCUGCCGGGGAUCCAUACGGGAACUGUGGGAAGGACACCAGAGGAUCCUUCGCCAAGUGUGAAGCACGAGAUGCGAAGUGCGGUAAAAUUCAGUGUCAAGGAGGGGCCAACAGGCCGGUCAUCGGAACAAAUGCCGUCUCCAUAGAAACGAACAUCCCACUGCAGGAAGGCGGUCGGAUUCUUUGUCGGGGGACCCACGUCUACCUGGGGGACGACAUGCCUGACCCGGGCCUGGUUCUGACCGGGACCAAGUGUGGACAGAACAUGAUGUGCUUGAACCGGCAGUGCCAGAAUAUCAGCGUGUUCGGGGUGCACGAGUGUUCGGGGAAGUGCAGCGGACGAGGGGUCUGUAACAACAAGAAGAACUGCCACUGCGAUGCACACUGGGCUCCACCCUUCUGCGACGCCUCCGGCUUCGGGGGCAGCGUAGACAGCGGGCCGAUGAGGCUGGCAGCAGACAGCAGGAGUGUGACAGUGGCAAUCCUGGUGACGAUAACGGUGCUUUUGGCUGCCGGCCUCAUUGUAUGCUUCAAGAGGAAGACUCUCGUCCGCCUCCUGUUCACCAACAAGAAGAGCACUAUCGAGAAGUUACGGUCUGUGGGUCCGAAUAGGCCAUCCAGCCCAAACCAACCGCACACAGCCUACAGAGCAUCACCACUAAGACAGUGUCCACCCAAGCCCCUGAGCUCCAGCAUAUACAAGCCAGCUCACCUGAGUGUGGAGCCUCUGCUCCCGUCUCCGGGCUUCCCCUCCCACAGCCUACGCCGGCUCCCCCAGUACCAGCCUGUCCACAUCAGCCACCCCAUCCCCCUGGCCCCACCCCCUGCUCCGCCCCCACACAGGGCCCCGUGCGGCCACUCCCCGUCUAGAGAAGUGCCCUUCUGCACCUUGCCUCGGCAGCACACCUACAGGAGGGAAGAGGACCCCGAAAAGCCCAGCCCACCCCAGAAACCCCUGCCUGCGGACCCCCUGGGGCGGGGGUCCCGCCUGGGCCGCAGUCACUCUGCCGUGGGCGCCCGAAUCCCCGUGCCCAUACCCAUCCCCAGUGUCCCCACUGUCCCCAGGCCUGUGCCUCCUGUCCCACAGCCAUCCAGACCUGCACCCAGACAACCCCUGGUCCUUCCAAAGCCUCAUGCCAUCGCUGACCCAAAGUAGAGGGGGGAACGGAC
Messenger RNA from Megalops cyprinoides (Indo-Pacific tarpon), 2858 nucleotides. RefSeq names its product disintegrin and metalloproteinase domain-containing protein 12-like. The transcript is spliced from 23 exons. Lineage: Eukaryota; Metazoa; Chordata; Actinopteri; Elopiformes; Megalopidae. The record is from RefSeq and is a predicted model, not a curated record. Gene Ontology annotation, molecular function: metalloendopeptidase activity. Gene Ontology annotation, biological process: proteolysis. The coding region runs from base 1 to 2844 and encodes 947 amino acids.